Salpingoeca rosetta is the source of this 1725-nucleotide messenger RNA. RefSeq lists its product as uncharacterized. The coding region runs from base 121 to 1533 and encodes 470 amino acids. The record is from RefSeq and is a predicted model, not a curated record. NCBI's taxonomy places the organism in Eukaryota, Choanoflagellata, Craspedida, Salpingoecidae. The transcript is spliced from 6 exons. Gene Ontology annotation, molecular function: protein binding.
AAACAAACCAAUGUGGAGGAGUCUUCUGGCUAUCAAACGACUGAACAACCUGGACUAGCGGUGGGUGAACUGUGUGCGUGUUUCCAGCCAACCCCAUCAUCCAUCCCUCCACCUGUUGAGAUGGCUGAAGGCACUGCGGCGGCGUGGGCGUGGACCAGGGAAGCAAACACACACGAUGAAGAAGCUGGCGCGAGUACAAGGGAGCAGGGCCUGGAGGGCUGGGGCACUUACGAUGAUGAUGAUGAUGAUGAUGAUGAUGAUGACGACGACGAGGACAACGGCAACAAGGGCAACAACGAUGGUGCUGAUGGUGCUGAUGCUGGUGACGAGGAGCACAACCCGCACCACAGCAACUCAGCACACACAUCAGACGCAGCAGAUACAGCAGAUGCAACAGACACAACAACGGCGACGCAACCAUCGCCCCCGCCCCCGCCCCCACCCUGCGAGGUGUACAUCUCCGUGAACACGGACGAAGGCCUGGCACAAGCGAGUGCGCUCGCGGAGGCGAUCGAAGCUCGGGAGGUGAGGUGCGUGAUUGGCGGGCGGAAGGUGCAGCAACACCGACUCAGCUCGACCAAGAGUAAGGAUGACCUGCGCGAUUCCAAGCUGGCCGUGAUCAUCGCCACUGCCAACUACGGCGGUGUGGACACCACGGAGGGCCGGCGCACGCGGCAGGAGCUUGAGUUCAUCUUCCGCGAAGACAGGGCGUUCUACCUGAUCAAGACGUGCGACCACUUCAAGGCGCCACGCGUGGACACCUGGCUCACGGAUGAGCUCACCCGGUUCCUCUGGACAGCACCGCCGCCCGCGUCGUACAGCGAGCCCGACGCCGCCGUGGACGUGCCUGCGGGCCUUGUCGACGAUGUGCUCGCGGACAUGGCCACAAUGAUGAAGCCUGGCAGCGAUGCGACCGGCGGCGGCGUUGGCAGCGUCUCUGACGAGCGGCGGCGGAAGCGGGAGAACGCGGAGCGCAUCAAGCAACAGCGGGCACAGCAGCGCUCAAACCACUUCAACGCCGUGCUGAGACGAAGCCGCUGCACUGCUGUUGCAAAGAAGCGCAUUCAGCAGAUCUUCUCCGGCGCCCUCGCCAUCGUCGUCGAUUUGCACAAGCAGCAUCUGGACGACUUUGCGUGCCACGCCCUCGGUAUUGCACUCCAGAACAACACAAGCACAAAGGAGAUCAGGAUGUAUUGCAACGACUUCACCCCGAACGGCGUUGAGGCGCUGUGCCGCUCGCUGGAGACCAACCGCGCCCUGACAAUGCUCUCGUUGGCAUCAAACAACGUGGGCAAUCGUGGGGCCGCCGCGUUGGCUAGACUCGUUGAAACGCAUCGCCACCUCAAAGAGCUCUGGUUGUGGAACACUGCGAUUGGCGAUGAAGGCGCGGUGGCGCUGGCCACAGCCUCAACAAAAAGCCGGUCCUUGGAGAAGAUCGAAUUGGAAGGCAACCGCCUAUCGGCCAAAGGCAUCACCAGGGUUGAGGCCGCCGCCAAGCAGAAGAUUGGCAAACCCGUCGAUGUGAAGCUCUAGCCCUGCGCACAUGUGUGUGUGUGUGUGUUCGUGUGUGCGUUCUCGCGCGCGCGCGUGUGUGUCUGUAUGGUUACAUGUGUACGCUGUGGGUGCUGUUGUUUCGCGCGGUGUGUUCGUUCUCUGGAUUAUGCUGUAUUGCUUCAAGACGGUUACUUCUUGAUUUACACCACCCACAACAAUCACGCCACCCUG